AUGGGUCUCAAGAACUACUUCAAAGCCGGCAAGGAUGCCGAGAAGAAGUCUGAAACUCCUGCCAACGAGAUGAGCGAAAUCUCAGAGAAGCCUCUCGCCCCUCCUACACCAGCAUUCGCCAGCCAGACACCGUCAGGCCUAUCAACACCCAGAAAUGGUCUUCUCUCCUCUGGUGCAUCGAUUGCACCCUCAUCGAGGUCAGGUUUCAUGGACGACAUCAAGCACGAAGUCAUGGUCAACUACCUCUUCCAACAACAAUGUGCCAGACUAUGGGUUGGCGAUGGUAGCGGCGAGGUCGAGGGUGUUCUCUUGAGAAAGUUCAAGGGAAGCUACUUGGCUUGCCCUCCCUCCCUCAGCACAUCGACAUUCGCCAUGGCAUGUGCAGCACUCAACGUGCCGACUUUCCUUGCCUGGUCACCGGAUGCCGUCGACGUGCCGCUCAUGAACGGUCUCAGAGUCCAGAUUCUUCCCACCAUGGAGGACCUCCCCAGAGCACGCAAGCACCAGUUCGCCGCCUUCAUUGCCUCUGAGGCACUUCUUGUCGUCUGGGAUGAUGACGCCAACAACCUCGUCAACCGCGCCAAGCUGAUCGAGGGCGAGCUCAUGGAGCUCGUCUGGAAGACUGGUGAGCCCGAGGAGGUCACCGACGAGCCCGUGGCCAAGAAGGGCCCUGGUGUUGUCGAGGAGGAGAUUGAUGAGGAGAGUGGUGAGGUUCUUCCCGAGAAUCGCCCAACACAUCUCAUGAACACUGUCCUCGUCUCCAUCACCCUCAUCAUCAUCAUCACUCUUCUCGGAGCCGGUUACCGACAACUGGCCAUUGAAGUCAAGAUCGAUGGUAGCUACACUCGCAUCGCCUUCGUUGCCCUUUCCNCCGUCCAAAUCUUCUUCACCCUCUUCUUCGCCCAGGUCAUUGUUGGUUGUAUCGCCCAGAUGAUUGGCCCCGUUCGCCAAAUGACCCAGAACUCUCGCUUCUACUCUGCUCUGCUCCCCCGUCGCAUCCAGGGUCGCAACCUUCCUCACGUCACCAUCCAGUGUCCCGUCUACAAGGAGGGUCUCGCAUCCGUCAUUGCUCCUACCGUCAAGUCCAUCAAGCAGGCCAUCUCGACCUACGAACUUCAGGGUGGUUCCGCCAACAUCUUCAUCAACGAUGACGGUCUUCAGCUCCUCGAUGAGGAGGAGCGUGAGGCCAGAAUCGAGUUCUACGCCGAUAACAGCAUCGGUUGGACUGCCCGUCCCAAGCACGGUUCCGAGGGUUUCGUUCGUCGCGGAAAGUUCAAGAAGGCUUCCAACAUGAACUUCGGUCUCAUGGUUUCUUGCAACGUCGAGGAGAAACUUCUCCAGAUCAACCGUGGUAACGACUGGACUCAGGCUGAUGAAGCUCAAGCUUACGAGCGCUGCCUCAGCGAAGUCCUCGAGGAGCAUGGUCGCGCCUGGGCUGAUGGCAACAUCCGUAUCGGUGACUACAUUGUCCUCAUCGACUCCGACACUCGUGUUCCUGCCGACUGUCUUCUCGACGCUGCCUCUGAGAUGGAGCAGGGUCCUGAAGUUGGUAUCAUGCAAUUCAGUUCCGGUGUUAUGCAAGUCGUCCACACCUACUUCGAGAACGGUAUCACCUUCUUCACCAACCUCAUCUACACUGCCAUCCGUUACACCGUCUCCAACGGUGAUGUCGCUCCUUUCGUCGGUCACAACGCCAUUCUCCGCUGGGCUGCCAUUCAGCAGGUCUCUUACUUUGAUGAGGACGGUUACGAAAAGUUCUGGUCCGAGUCUCACGUGUCCGAGGACUUUGAUAUGUCUCUUCGUCUUCAAUGUAACGGCUACAUCAUCCGCAUGGGUGCCUGGGCUGGUGAAGGCUUCAAGGAGGGUGUGUCGCUUACUGUCUACGACGAGCUGGCCCGUUGGGAGAAAUACGCCUAUGGUUGCAACGAGCUUCUCUUCAACCCCAUUCGCAUGUGGUUCUACAAGGGUCCCUUCACUCCUCUCUUCCGCCAGUUCCUCUUCUCGAACAUUCGUAUGACCUCCAAGAUCACCAUCGUCUCGUACAUUGGUACCUACUACGCCAUCGGUGCCGCCUGGAUUCUUACCACCGUCAACUACUUCGCCAUGGGUUGGUUCAACGGUUACCUCGACAAGUACUACCUCGACUCAUGGAAGGUCUGGUUCUCGCUCGUCAUCGUCUUCAACGGUCUUGGUAACGUUUCGCUCGCCAUCAUGCGUUACCGUAUCGGUGACAAGUCCUUCUUCGGCGCCCUCUUCGAGAACUUCAAGUGGAUUCUUAUGCUCGCUAUCUUCCUUGGUGGCCUGUCUCUUCACGUUUCUCAGGCUCUUCUUGCUCACAUGUUCGAGAUCGACAUGACAUGGGGCGCCACCGGAAAGGAAGCCGAGUUCUCCAACUUCUUCAUUGAGGUGCCCAAGGUGCUCAAGAGCUUCAAGUACUCGCUCAUCUUCUGUGUCGUUUCCAUCAUCGGCAUGAUCCUCCUCGCCACCGCCGACUUCAUCCCCUACGAUUGGAUGAUUACCGACUUCGUCGCCAUCUUGCCCAUGGCUACAGUCGUGGCAUCGCAUUUCCUUUUGCCCAUUGCUCUCAACCCCGCUCUCAUGACCUUCUCAUGGUAG
Messenger RNA from Aureobasidium uvarum, 2616 nucleotides. The record is from the annotation of a GenBank genome assembly. Lineage: Eukaryota; Fungi; Ascomycota; Dothideomycetes; Dothideales; Saccotheciaceae.